Oxyura jamaicensis (ruddy duck) is the source of this 4907-nucleotide messenger RNA. RefSeq names its product progesterone receptor (gene PGR). The record is from RefSeq and is a predicted model, not a curated record. The coding region runs from base 391 to 2793 and encodes 800 amino acids. The transcript has 9 exons. Lineage: Eukaryota; Metazoa; Chordata; Aves; Anseriformes; Anatidae. Gene Ontology annotation, cellular component: nucleus. Gene Ontology annotation, molecular function: nuclear steroid receptor activity; steroid binding; sequence-specific DNA binding. Gene Ontology annotation, biological process: regulation of DNA-templated transcription; steroid hormone receptor signaling pathway.
CGGCAGAGCGGCUGGGAAAAGCCGCGGGGGGAACGGCUGCGGCCGAGCCCCCGGGGGGGAGGCAGCGCGGAGCGGCCCCACGGAAAGGAGAACGGGGGAGAAAAGAGGGGGGGACGGCGACGGGGAGGGGCGAGCCCGGGCACCGCAGCCCCCCGGCGGGCAAAAGCGUCCCCGUCCCCGACGGCGGGGAAGGCUUUGCGGUGGUGCUGGUGAUGGAGGGGGGCCGGGGCUGAGCCGCCCCCCCUCGGAAGGCAGCGCCAUGUGAGCGGCAGCCGCCGUCCGGGAUGUGAGGAGCCGCCCGGCCCCGCUGCAUCGCCCCGGGAGCCUCCCUCCUUCCCUCCGUCCCUCCCCCCCGAGGGCCUCCGCGGCGGAGGCUGAGCGGCGGGCAGCAUGACCGAGGUGAAGGCCAAGGAGCCCGGAGCGCCUUCGUCCGCCCGAGACGGGGCGGUCCUGCUGCAGGGCCACCCCGGCCGCGGGGAAGCGGAGGCCAUCGACAUCGCCCUGGACGGGCUGCUCUACCCCAGAAGCAGCGACGAGGAGGACGACGACGACGAGGAGGAGGAGGAAGAGGAGGAGGAAGAGCGGCGGCGGCAGCAACGGCAGCCGGGGGAGGAGGACCGGGACUCCCUCUCGUACCGGCCGGGGAGCGGCUCCCUCCCUGAUAAGGACGCCCUGGACAGCGUCCUGGACACCUUCCUGGCCCCCGCGGCUCAUGCCUGGUCCUUCUUGGGGCCGGAGGUCCCGGAGGCUCCUGGCGCCCCCAUGAGCCGCGGCCCGGAGCCGAAAUCGGCCGAAAGCGCUGCGGCGGCUCCGGCUGCCAGCCCCCCGCAGGCCCCUCCGCGGCUCUGGCCGGGGGGGGACGCCCUGACGGCCGCCCUGAAACCGCCCCCGGGCACCGAGGGUCCCGCCGCGACCCCCCGGGGCAAAGUCCCCGGGCUGGGGGCCCUGCCCUCCCAGGAGCGCCCCUUCCCCGCCGGCAGCCGCCGGCCGGAGCAGGGCUCGGGCUCCGGGGGGAGCCUGGCCUCGGCCCCGGCGGCCUCCCCGACGGCUGCGGAGCAAGAACCGGGAGCGGCACCAGGAGCGUGCCCGGGGCAGGACUACCUGCAUGUGCCCAUCCUGCCGCUCAACUCUGCCUACCUGGCCUCCCGCACCAGGCAGCUGUUGGACGUGGAGGCUGCGUACGAGGGCAGCGCCUUCGGGCCACGCACCUCGCCCUCCGCCCCCGCCCCGGAUUUCGCGGAUUACGGCUACACGCCGGCCGACGGCAAGGAGGGACCCUUCGCCUACGGCGACCUCCAGCCUGCCCUGAAGAUCAAGGAGGAGGCCGUCGGGCUGCCCGCCCCGUACCUGGGAGGCAAGGCAGCCUCCGCCGACUACCCGCAGCCCCCCCGGGCCGCCCAGGAACCCUCGCUGGAGUGCGUCCUCUACAAGACCGAGGCCUCCUCCCUGCUGCCCGCAGCCUACGGGCCGCCGGCGCCGCCCGACAGCCUCCCCUCCACCUCGGCCUCCGCCGCGCAGCCGGGCCUCUACCCACCGCUGAGCCUCAACGGGCACCAACCCCUGGGCUUCCCGGCGGCCGUGCUGAAGGAGGGCUUGCCCCAGCUCUGCCCGCCCUACCUCGGCUACGUGCGGCCAGAUACAGAAUCCAGCCAAAGUUCUCAAUACAGUUUUGAAUCUCUACCCCAGAAGAUUUGUCUCAUCUGCGGUGAUGAGGCUUCUGGUUGCCACUAUGGAGUACUUACCUGUGGAAGUUGUAAAGUCUUCUUUAAAAGGGCAAUGGAAGGGCAGCACAAUUAUUUAUGUGCGGGAAGAAAUGACUGCAUAGUUGAUAAAAUUCGUAGGAAGAAUUGUCCAGCAUGUCGCUUGAGGAAGUGCUGUCAAGCCGGUAUGGUCCUGGGAGGUCGAAAAUUUAAAAAGUUUAACAAAGUUAAGGUUGUGAGAACAUUAGAUGUCGCUCUCCAGCAGCCAGCAACCCUUCAAGACGAAAGCCAAUCUCUCACCCAAAGGCUGUCCUUUUCUCCAAAUCAAGAAAUACAGUUUGUUCCCCCAAUGAUAAGUGUUUUACGAGGCAUUGAGCCAGAAGUUGUCUAUGCUGGUUAUGACAAUACAAAACCUGAAACACCAAGUUCCUUGCUGACCAGUCUCAAUCAUCUUUGUGAAAGGCAACUUCUUUGUGUAGUCAAGUGGUCAAAAUUGCUACCAGGAUUUCGGAAUUUACAUAUUGAUGACCAGAUAACUCUCAUCCAGUAUUCCUGGAUGAGUCUAAUGGUUUUUGCAAUGGGAUGGAGAUCAUACAAACAUGUCAGUGGUCAGAUGUUAUAUUUUGCACCAGAUUUGAUUCUAAAUGAACAGAGGAUGAAAGAAUCAUCAUUCUAUUCACUGUGCCUAUCCAUGUGGCAACUCCCACAGGAAUUUGUCAGACUUCAAGUUAGCCAAGAAGAGUUCCUAUGUAUGAAAGCUCUGUUACUUCUCAAUACAAUUCCUUUGGAAGGUCUAAGAAGUCAAAGCCAAUUUGAUGAGAUGAGAACAAGUUACAUUAGAGAACUGGUGAAGGCAAUUGGUUUGCGCCAGAAAGGCGUUGUGGCCAACUCCCAACGUUUCUAUCAACUUACAAAACUGAUGGAUUCCAUGCAUGAUCUAGUGAAACAGCUCCAUCUCUUCUGUCUGAACACAUUUCUCCAGUCCCGUGCACUGAGUGUUGAAUUCCCUGAGAUGAUGUCAGAGGUGAUUGCUGCCCAGCUACCCAAGAUUCUAGCAGGGAUGGUGAAACCUCUUCUCUUUCACAAAAAGUGAAACAUCUUUUCUCUUAUCAUAGAGAUGAUUUCUGGGUCAUUUUUUGUUUGUUUAUUUUGAUCAAGAUUUUGCAAUGUCAGGACUUCAGUGUAUUUUUCAUACCCUGCCUACUGCUUUAUACUUGUACCAUACACAAGCCAUUUAAGCUUGAUGUACAUAUUGUGAGUUCCUGAUUCCGUAACUGCACAAAUCACAACUGUCAUAAGAAAUGUUUUGUAAACUUGGGUAGAUUGCUCUUUAGAUAUGCAUAAGAAUGACAAUGAAUAGAGUUUUCAGAUUUCUAACAACAGUUAUCUUAUACAUUUUCUUACAUAUUACACACUUUCAAAUUUCUGAUAUGACAUGGUGUAAACUUUUUACUUCAAUACAUUGUGUGCAUGGGUACAUGUGGGCAUGUGCGUAAUCCUAAAGAUUUUAAAGGAAUUAAAAUGUUUAUUACCUGCAUUUUCUCACAGAUAUUUCACUUUUUAUUUACUAAUCCACCUCACAGAAAUAUCCUUUCAAAGCUGGCUGUCCAAGAUUAAGUAGACAUAACUGCAGUACAUUCAUGAGUAACUGAAGUGCAAGCCAUUGAGUAUGGAUUCAUAUUCUUGUUUGUGCUCUUGCUGUAUUGAAAUUCUGAGAUCAGCAUGCUGUUUUCUGCAUCAUUCAGUGCAGUUCUUCAAAAAGCAGAAAGCAUAGGAAAAUUUCAGUGUAUAUUACACCAGAAAUAAUGUGUAUGCAAACCCACUCAGCUUUGGUUUGUGUUAUUUUUCCUUAAAAGUUUGGCACUUAUUAAAGCUAAAUCACUUAGUUGUAAUCUUAAAUUUGUCAACUUUAAAAUUGUGUAUUUCAGAAACUUGAAAUAGAAAUGUUUUCACUCACUACAACUCUUAAUAACCUGAAUGUUUUGAAUUCCAGUGUUGAAUACUCAAACAAGCAUUACCAGCAAAUUAUAGAGAGAUUAAAUGCAAAAAGAAAAAAGGAAAAUAUGACUACAAACAUUUUGAUACACAUCAGGCUCAUUUUAAUAUCAUUAAAUGAAGCUACAUAUUUUAUACUUUAAAGGCAUGCUGUUAUAAUUGGGGUAACGUUAAGAGCUGUUGGGCUAAAUUAGCUUUAUACAUUUUAUACAUUCAAGAAGAAUGUCAUGUUUUAUCAUGGAAAAGAAAUAUUUGACUAAAAAUGAUAAUGUGCGUUUUUUUCUUUGAUAGGGAUAUGAAACAACUCAUGCAUUUGAGGCAGUAAAUUCUUGAUAUAUUGACACAGAAACACAGAAUAGUUUGGUUUGGAAAGGACCUUAAAGAUCAUAUAAUUCCAACCCCCUGCCAUGGGCAGGGACACCUCCCACCAGAUCAGGUUGAUCAAAGCGCUGUCCUCUCUGGCCUUGAACACUUCCAGGUAUGGGGCAUACACAUCUUCUCUGGGCAACCUGUGCCAGGGCCUCACCGCCCUCUGAGUGAAGAACUUCUUUCUAAUGUCUAAUCUAAAUCUACCCUCUUUCAGUUGAAAACCAUUAUCACUGCACUUUUUGAUGAAGAAUCCCUUCCCAGCUUUCCUGUAGGCCCUUUUUAGGUACCGGAAAGCUGCUAUAAUGUCUCCCUGGAGCCUUCUCUUCUCCAGGCUGAACAGCCCCAGCUCCCUCAGCCUGUCUUCAUAGGGGAGGUGCUCCAGCCAAAAAUAUGGCAAUUUUUUUCCAGUCACUAAAAACAAUACCCAACUUCUCUAGCAAUGUAGGAGAAUCAAGUCUUACUUUAGUACUUGCUGGCCAUAUCUACUGCUCUUCCCCUGCUAGAUGCUGGAUGCAUCCAUUGUGUGGGUAGCAUACUACUGAUAGUGUGUAACUUGGUAUGUAUGGACAGAUUUUUGUCAGGCAAGCAAAGGUCCAUCAGGAAAAAGCUACAUUACAAAUAGGAAUAAUAAUAAUAAUAAUAAUAAUAAAAAGUGGAGCUAGGGCAAAGAAGUGGCCCCAGGUAAAAUGGUCUAAUCAGACUUUUGUGUUAGUUUACUAGGUUCAUAAUUUCUAACUGCCCAGAGACAAGCUAUUUUUUCUUAUUCAAUACAGUCUGACUUUUAACUGUGAUCCUUAAAGCAAUUAUGUUUUAAUAAAUAACACAAAAUUUUAUUUCUACAUA